Molecule: messenger RNA, 3513 nt
Organism: [Candida] anglica
Lineage: Eukaryota; Fungi; Ascomycota; Pichiomycetes; Serinales; Debaryomycetaceae
Source: the annotation of a GenBank genome assembly
UAUUUUUCAGUUUAUACCAAACCCUUAUACAUCCAAGAGUAUUCAUAUUAUAUAUACAUAUUUAAUAUCGAUUCUUUAUAACUUAUACAUUCAAUUGGUAUAAUAAGAAGAACAUUAUUUGAUUGUUGUCAAAGAAGGAAAUUAAUUUAUACCAUUAAUUUAUUUACCACAGUACAAAAAGAUCUAUAUAUAAUUCAAGGAUAUCGUUCUGCACGAAUUGAGACUUUAAGACUUAGUUGUGACUUAAUUAUUGGAAUAAGCAUAUCAUAAACACUUCCAUUGGGUUAUUUGAAACUUAUUCAUCGAAGUAAAACCAAGAACUCAAUUACCUCCCUAUCAAUUGAGUGUUUGACGUUUUUUUUUUUUUCAAUUCCCGUGUCUUUGCAUAUUCAUUCAAUUUGGAUCCCUUAUAAUUGAUUUCAGAUAUUGUACACUAAAACCAAUUACUGUUUACGUAUACAUCCUGAAACUUUUGAUAUAUUACUGUCAACCCUCCUCAAAAUCUACCCAAGAAUAUCUCUUGCUUAGUUAAUUGCAACUGAAAUUAAUUAAACAAUACAUUAAUUUAAGCGGGGCUCGGAAAUACUUUUAAAAAUUUCAAUUAAUAAUCAAUCGAAAUCAUCAUUAAAAAUAAAUUAUUGAACUACUGGAACAAUUCUGCUAAUUUGAUAAACCACAGACUCGAUACUAUCAUUCAAACCCAAUCACAUAUUUUGUUAUCGAGGUUCUCCAAACAAAUCCAAUUGUCAGAAAAUAAUUAAACAAAGGUCCCCUACUCCAACUGUCUGUGAAUAUUAUCUUUUUUUUUUAAUUUAUUUUUUUUUUUAAUUUUUAAUUUUUUUUUAUCUUUAUCAUGACAACUAAUGAUUUAAACAUAAAAUUCAUUCUUGAUAUUAAUAAGAAGUUAGUACUGGACCAAAACAAUAAGAGAGAUGCAAAUGAUACUGAAUUUGAACAAGAUCAUGAAGAGGAAGAAGAAGACGUGAAAACAAUAAAUUCAUCGACCUCAAUCCCAUUGCUGCAACUGCUGCUGCUGUCAACUGCAUUACCAAUCAACGAUACGUAUUUCCCAGUGAAAAUAAUUGUUAGUACUAUAGGAGAUACAGCCCAACUAUACCAAGAUAUAGUAUCGAUGAUCUCAUCAGAUCAAGAAUUAUUAAAUAUGAAUAUUGAUCUUAAGAAAGAUAUUGAAACACUUGAUUCAAUUAUCUUGAUAUCAGUAUAUGAUAAAGUAUUGGCAGAGAAAUUGUAUAAAUCUUUAAUACAAUUCAAAGAUGAAGUGCAAAAAAAGGAUCAUAAACUUUCCAUUAACUUCAAUUAUGAUGGAUUUAUUUCACAUCCAGGAAAUAUGUUUGUAAAGAACUUAUCAACAUGUUUAGUAAGUGAAUCUCAUUUAUAUGAAUUCUUUCUUGAGAAUUCCAUAUAUAAAUCAUUGAAUAAUGUCAAAUUAUUCCCUCAAGAGAAUAAUGAAUCAUUUGCAUUUUUAAAGUUUAGUAAUCAUUUGGAUGUUGAUUAUUUUAUUGAUUUAAAAUUUAACAAUAAUCAAUUUCAUGUUGACCAAAAAUCAAUUUAUAUAAAUCGAUACAUUUCUAAAAAGGAAAGAAAACUUCGUCAACAAUCAAGAGAUUAUUUAAAUGAAGAUUAUGAUAUAAAUUUUCAAAAUUUUUCUAUAUCUGAUCCGGUCAUUCAUUCAUCUUCAAAUUCGCCACCGCCACCGCCAUCAUCAAUUUUGCAACCACCUGCACAAAAUUCAAAUUAUAUCAAUAAUAAUCAUGAUUAUAGAACUAUCUUUGUUGAGAAUUUAAAUCAGUUCAUUUCUGAAUUAAAUCCUUCUAUUGGACUUAUUGAUUCAUUCUUAUCGAAAUUUGAAAUAUUCGGAAAAAUUUCCUCUGUUUAUUUCCCAUUAAUAAAAUUAGAAUCAAAUGAUGUUCCAAACUUUAAAUUAUCGAAUGUUGGAUAUAUUACAUUUGAAUAUAAUGAAAGUAAUGAAAAUUCCUUAAAGGCUUUAUAUUAUCUUAAUGGAUUAAAUUACGAAGAAUUUUUCAAAUUUAAUAAGGAAGAUGUUUACGAUAUUUUAAAUGAUAUGAUUUCAAUUGAACAAGAAAUGCUUCAUGAAGAAAAAACUGACCUCAAUGAACAAGGUAAAUCUAAUUCAAAAUCGUCAACUAGUAUGAAUUCUAAUGAUGAUUCAAAUACGAACUUGCCUGUACUUAACAUUUGCAUUGCACAGCAUAAGCAUAACCAUUAUCUAUAUGAGUUUAAUCAUGAUCAAUAUUCAUUUACUCGUGGAUUCCAUGAUAAUUAUUCAACUAUUGAUAUUGUUUCACCAGAUUUACAAAGUACAAUUUUAAGUACAUACCUUAAGAAAUCAAAUUACCAAGAAACAAAUAUUUAUGUCAAUAAUUUUUCGAUUCUUUUUAACAAUGAUGAUAUACUUUGGGAAUCAUUUUGGUUACAAUUUGGAACAAAGGAUUGUUCAAAUUUUGGAAUUAAAUCGGCAAAGAUCAUUAAACCUCAAUUUUAUUCUUCAAAUAAGAAUGGUGGUGGAAAUAAACCAAAACCUGAAUCUGAAAAUAUUAAUUUAGUUGGUAAAAUUGGAUUUGUAUUCUAUCAAAACUUUAAAAUGGCUAUCAAAGCUAUUUUGUUAACAAAUGGGAAGACAAUUAUAGAUUCAGAGGGACAAAUGGUUGAGAUUCAAACAUCUUUUGCUAUUCAGAAAAACAAUGGAUAUCAUGGACAUGGAAAUAAUCAAGCUCACAGCCAAAGUUUCCACCAUUUCUAUCAUACUCCUCUUCAAGUUGGAUCUUUUAGUGGCUCCAACAAACGAUUCAGUUUACCAAGUCUGUUACAAAAUGGCAAUACAAAUUCAAAUCAUGAUCCAAUGUUAACCUAUCCUCCAGGUUCUACAAUAAUACAAACGCCCUAUUUACCACCUCCAGAUUUUAAUACUUUUUUUUUCAAUCCAUAUAUGAAUUUUAAUUAUGGGUAUCAGGCGUUUAUUCCGGGUCGGAUGUCAUUUGAAAAGGAAACUAGUCCAUGUGAAGAAGAUAAUAUUAACGAGGAAGAUAGUAUUUCACCUCCAAAUGGAUAUGUGCAUCCUCCGCCACCUGGCCAUUCUUAUCCAUUUUAUCUGUCACCUCCUGUGACCUCUCCUAUUUUUAAAGAUUCAUAUACUGAUGGACAAGGUGCAAAUGUAGGUACUCCUGGAAGUUUUCCUCAAGGACCUCCCCCACAUCCAAUGAUGUAUGGUAUUCCACCAUCUCCAGGUCAACCUCAUAUGUUUCCAAUAUAUCCAUAUUUUCACCCUAUUGGUGUGUCCAAUCAAACACCUAAAGCUGAUAAUAAAAAAUUAGGUAAGAAACUAAAACUGAAAGAAAAAUGAUUCUUGUAGUCAAGAAUUGCAACCAAAAUUCCAAAAAGAUAUUAGAAAGAAAAAAAAAAAGACGAUAGUACUAAUGAUACAAAAUGGAUCUAUAUGGUAUUUAUUCAACGCAAAAAACGAUCAUAUAAAGA